This is a messenger RNA of Rotaria socialis, 570 nucleotides long. The record is from the annotation of a GenBank genome assembly. Lineage: Eukaryota; Metazoa; Rotifera; Eurotatoria; Philodinida; Philodinidae.
AUGGAUUCAAAUAAAAACGUAACAAGUUUCAAUCGCUUAGAAGCAUCGAUUCAAUAUUAUCUUGAUCGUAUAACGCCGUAUACUAAUAGUCGAUGGAUAUUCAAUUUAUUUUUAUUAUUUAUUUUUUUCUUUCGAAUCAUUUAUAUCGAAGGUUUUUAUAUAAUAGCAUAUGGUCUUGGAAUAUUUUUACUUAAUCAAUUGAUACUUUUUUUAACACCCAAACUUGAUCCAUCAUCACGCAACACUGAUGAAGAUGGUGAUGAAUUAAAUUUGCCAACAAGAUCAACGGAUGAAUUUCGACCAUUUAUUCGUCGUUUACCAGAAUUUAAAUUUUGGUACAUAAUGUUUAAAGCAUUAAUAAUUAGUUUAAUUUUAACAUUAUUCUCAAUAUUUAAUAUUCCAGUCUUUUGGCCGAUACUAUUAGUGUAUUUCUGUUUUUUGUUUCUAUUUACCAUGAGACAGCGUAUAUCACAUAUGAUACAACAUCGCUAUGUUCCAUUUACAUAUGGAAAAAUUAGAUAUACUGGAAAGAAUACCGGACAACAGCCAACAAAAUUUUCAACAAACUGA